AAUGCCGGUUAUUAACGUUGAAGAUCUAAAGACUGAGAAUGCUUCGAGCGAGGAACUGCAAAUAGUUACCUUCAAUUCUGAUGGCAAAGUCACAGCUGUAACGUUAGACGCAGUUGAUGGGGUUGAAGUAAUCAAUGGUCAUCAAUUUUUAAUUCUAAAAGAUAGCGUUACAAACGAAAACGGUGAGAAUGAAGAGGCUUUUAGUAUUGAGAAAUACCUAACCUUUCCCGAACAACCAAAACCGCUACCUCCUGGUACUCCUGCUUGGGCGGCGAAAUUAAGAGAUUGCGAAAAAGUUGGAACUAGUUAUAGAGGUUGGGUUCGGACAGAAGCUGAACUCGAUAUAGUUUUGACAAUGCAUAAACAAACAACAAUGUCCGUUUGGGGUACGAGACAGUCCUCUUGCCCUGGAAAAAAUGCCACUCGCCUUAUGUGGAAAAGUCAAUAUGUUCCCUUCGAUGGCAUUCCAUUCGUAAAUACUGGCUCUAGGGCAGUGGUCCAAGAAUGCCAACAUGGCCCAAGAAGGAGAGGAGCUGUCAGAAGAAGCGGUACCGAUUCUAAAACAAAAAAUGAAGAUUUCAAGGCUACUUGCCCAGCCAGAAUUUAUAUAAAAAAAGUCAAAAAGUUUCCUACUUUCCGCGUGAAUAUUUGCGAUGAUCGUAAAGCUUUAAAGGAGGAAAUGGAUAAAAGUUUCAGAGAAUUAAAGCAAGCAUUACAAGAUAACCGGGUUAGCGGAGAAGAAAGGCACUACGUUCAUCUACCCGCAGAGGAAGCUCACGAAUUUCAUUCGCUCAACAAUUCAUCAAAAUCGAUCAGAUCGACUUUUUCAGACAUCUCUGCUAAUGACCAAUCAGAGAUGGAUUUGCUUAAUAGAGAAAAUACGGAUAUGGGAGAUGCUGACAGCGAAACAGAUACAAUAAUAAAACCUUUAAAAGGUCGUUUACAUCCGUUAAUUCGGAAGAAGAUAAGAGAGUACGUUGCCAGCGGACAGACGCAAUUAUAUGAAAUUAGAUCUCGUCUACGUAUUUACGCCGAAAGAAAUUUAAAACUAUUAUCUGCCUCUCCCCGUGUGGAAAAACACGAUUUAAGCAUUUUUCCAACAGUGCAUGAUUUGCAAAAUCAAAUUCAAAUGGCCAUAGAGGACGCUGAAAAGGGAUCGCUAAAAUUAGCAGAUAAUGUUACAGUCGAGGCCUUGAGGAAUAGUAAAAGUCUAUCACAUCAGAAGCUAAGUAAGCAUUCUAAGCAGAAGCCUAGAACUUUUUAUGUAACUUUUAGUAAAAAUGAGGAAAAACCCCUAGCCGAUGAAUCACAUUCCAUAACAAAAGUUGAAAUGCGCUAUCCUACUGGCACAACAAAGAGCGUUUCAAAAGAAGAAUUAGCUCAAAUCAUGUUCAAAUCCUUACCAAAAGAAAUUUUUGUUGCAAAUGUUUCAAACGAUUUAUCCGUUGAAGGGAAUUCUUUGGAAAGUGACGAUCAUCUUCAAACAAAUACAUUAAUGACAGAAUUACCAGAUCAUUCAUUAGAAUUUGAUAAUUCUCAAGAAAAUCCCCUGUUAUACCCAGUCACUAAACACGAAGAUUCCAAAACCGAUUCGUCGUUGGAGUUUGUUGAUCUCGAAAAUAAGAUUUAA
Messenger RNA from Dimorphilus gyrociliatus, 1630 nucleotides. The record is from the annotation of a GenBank genome assembly. NCBI's taxonomy places the organism in Eukaryota, Metazoa, Annelida, Polychaeta, Dinophilidae.